Molecule: messenger RNA, 2729 nt
Organism: Mugil cephalus (flathead mullet)
Lineage: Eukaryota; Metazoa; Chordata; Actinopteri; Mugiliformes; Mugilidae
Product: extracellular calcium-sensing receptor-like
Exons: 8
Coding region: 97-2535 (812 amino acids)
Biological process (GO): G protein-coupled receptor signaling pathway
Cellular component (GO): membrane
Molecular function (GO): G protein-coupled receptor activity
Source: RefSeq, a predicted model, not a curated record
GAGCUCAACUCGGCAGACGUCUUGGGUGGUGUCGGCACUCAGACGUCAUCCGUGAAAUGCAAGCUGCAGGGUACUUCUCGUCUACCUGCAUUCUCAAUGGAUGGUGACUAUGUUAUCGGGGCUGUUUUCUCCCUACACAACUACAUUGACACAAUGAAGUCUAACUAUACCACCAUGCCUGAGCCACUCACUUGCACAGGGAGAGUAGACACCCGUGAACUGCGUUUCGCCCGCUCUAUGAUCUUUGCCAUCGAGGAGAUUAACAACAACACGGAGCUGCUGCCGCGCGUCAGGCUCGGAUAUGAGAUGCACGACUCGUGUGGCUCGGUACCGGUGGCGAUGCACGCGGCGUUUCAGCUUUCAAAUGGCCUGGAUCCCGUGUUUAACACCGGAGGCAACUGCUCCCAGUCUGGUAAGGUGAUGGCUAUUGUUGGCGAGUCUGGAUCCACGCCAUCCAUCAGCAUGUCCCGCGUCAUCGGGUCAUUUAAUAUUCCUCAAGUGAGCCACUUUGCCACUUGCGCGUGUUUGUCUGAUAAGAAGCAGUAUCCGAGUUUCUUCAGAACUAUCCCCAGUGACCAGUUCCAAGCUGACGCGCUCGCCAAGCUGGUAAAACACUUUGGCUGGACUUGGAUAGGGGCUGUCCGGUCGGAUUCGGACUACGGAAAUAAUUUCAUGGCGUCUUUUUUGGAGGCAGCUCACAAAGAGGGGAUCUGUGUGGAAUACUCUGUAUCUUUUUAUCGGACCAACCCACGGAGCAAGAUCCAGAGAGUGGCUGAAGUUAUCCGCAGGUCGACAGCUUUGGUUGUUGUGGCAGUUGCAGCCCGUGGGGACAUGAGGUUGCUUCUGGAGGAGCUAUCACUGGAGGCUUCCCCACCUCGGCAAUGGAUAGGCGGUGAGGCUUGGAUAACCGAUCGAGGCAUGGUGAGGUUCAGCUUCUGUGCCGGAGCCAUUGGAUUUGGCAUUCAGAAAUCUGUCAUUCCAGGUCUGAGAGACUUCCUCCUGGAUCUCUCUCCCUCUGAAGUGGUUGCAUCCCCACUGCUAACUCAAUUCUGGGAGGAGGCGUUUAACUGCAGACUGGGAAAAAGUGCUACUGCAGAUGAGAGUGUGUGUGAUGGAACUGAAGACUUGCAGAGGCUCCUGAGCGCAUACACUGACACCUCUCAACUCAGAAUUACUAACAUGGUGUACAAGGCUGUUUAUGCAAUAGCACAUGCCAUUCACAAUGCAGUGUGUAAGGAAAUAAAUGGCACAACUCAGUGUGAUAAGCUCACCAAGUUAGAGGCUAAACAGGUUUUAACUGAGUUGAGGAAAGUAAGAUUUUCCCAGAAUGGUUAUGACGUGUCAUUUGAUGCUAACGGGGAUCCUGUGGCAGUGUACGAGCUUAUUAACUGGCAGAAAAGUGAGACUGGUAUCAUUGAGUUGGUAGCAGUGGGACACUAUGAUGCAUCACUGCCAGUGGGCCAGGAGUUCCGCAUCAACAAGAACCUAACAUGGGUGGAUGGUGGCACACAAGUGCCAGUGUCAGUGUGCUCUAACAGUUGUCCUCCAGGAACUCGCAAAGUGCUGCAGAAAGGAAAACCCAUCUGCUGCUAUGACUGUAUACCAUGUCCUGAAGGAGAGAUUAGCAAUACUACAGAUUCCCUUGUUUGUUUCCCUUGCCCAGAGGAAUUCUGGCCUAAUGCAGAGAGAGACGCUUGUUUCCCCAAGCCUGUGGAGUUCCUUUCUUUUGAGGAUGUGCUAGGAAUCAUUCUGGCUGCAUUCUCAGUUGGUGGUGCCUGUCUGACCAUUAUAACUGCGGUUGUAUUCUUCCAUCACAGGAUGUCUCCAAUCGUCAGGGCCAACAACUCUGAGCUGAGUUUCCUGCUGCUCCUCUCCCUGACUCUAUGUUUCUUAUGUUCAUUAACUUUCAUUGGAGCACCCUCUGACUGGUCCUGCAUGCUGCGACACACAGCGUUUGGCAUCACCUUUGUUCUCUGUAUCUCAUGUGUACUUGGGAAAACUAUCGUGGUUUUAAUGGCUUUCAAAGCUACACUUCCAGGCAGUAAUGUCAUGAAAUGGUUUGGUCCUCCACAGCAAAGAAUGACUGUAGUUUCCUUCACAUUUAUUCAAGUUUUAAUAUGUACUAUUUGGUUGGUAGUUAGUCCUCCCUUCCCAAUAAAAAAUCUAACCACGUACAAGGAGAAAAUCAUCCUGGAAUGUGCAUUAGGCUCGGUCAUUGGGUUCUGGGCUGUGCUCGGGUACAUCGGCCUGUUGGCUGUCUUUUGCUUUGUACUGGCUGUCCUAGCUCGGAAACUACCUGAUAAUUUUAACGAAGCCAAGUUUAUCACCUUCAGCAUGCUGAUAUUCUGUGCAGUAUGGAUCACCUUUAUCCCAGCAUAUGUCAGCUCUCCUGGGAAAUUUACUGUGGCUGUUGAGAUAUUUGCAAUACUGGCCUCCAGUUUUGGACUAAUACUGUGCAUAUUUGCUCCAAAGUGUUUUAUCAUAUUGUUUAAGCCGGAGAAGAACACUAAGAAACACUUAAUGAACAAAAAUUAAUACUAGUACAACAGAACUUUGAAAUAAUCAAGAUAGAAAAUUUUCAUAGUGUAACACAAGUAAAUUCUUUUUUCUACAAUUCUAAGUUGAGAUACAUAUCCAUACAUUACCAGCUUCCUUAUGCACAUGUCUAUUUGUGAACAUUUUAAUCUGCUAUUUUACUAAUAUCAAUUUUCAUGUCAAAAACAUUUGAA